AAUGUCUAAAUUCACAAAACCCGCAUAAGCAGUUAACAAACUUGUUAAAACAAACCAAGGUGCUCCAAUUAAGAAGCAUGAUUAAGAUUCUGAUGAAUAGAGUGAUGUUCCUCCUCCAUAAAAAAAAUAAUAACAAAAGACAGUUGUUGGAACAACUAAAGUAGCUGCUAAGGCACCACAAGUAGAUUCAGAUGAUCAAGAUGAACCAGUUAAGUUGGUACAAAAUGUGAAAAAGGGUAGUUUUGAUGCAACAAAACCAAACACCACAAAUUAAAAUGUAGCCAAGUAGGCAUAAAAAAAGCCUGUCAAAUAAUAAGAAUCUGAUGAUGAAUCAGAUGAUGUUCCUCCUCCCAAGAAGGUUACAGCCCCAGUUAAAUAAGCUCCUAAACCAGCUGUUUAAACUAAGGCUCCAGUCAAAUAAUAAGUCUAAUAAGAGGAUUCUGAUGAAGAUUCAGAUGAUGUUCCUCCUCCCAAAAAACCAGUUGUUGCAACUAAACCAGUUGCUUCAAAGCCUGCUGUUUAAACCAAGGCUCCAGUUAAACAAUAAGUUUAAUAAGAUUCAGAUGACGAUUCAGAUGAUGUAGCUCCUCCCCCCAAGAAGGCACCAGCUCCCUCAAAGCCAGUUGCCAAACCAGCUGUUUAAACUAAGGCUCCAGUCAAAUAAUAAGUCUAAUAAGAUGAUUCUGAUGAAGAUUCAGAUGAUGUUCCUCCUCCCCCAAAGAAGGGACUCUAAUAAAAUAAGGCUCCAUAAAAGACUUAAUAAAUUGAAUAAGAAGAUGAUGAUGAUGAUGAUGAAGAUGUUCCUUAACCACCAAAAGGAAGAUAAUAAUAAUAACCUUAAAAGCAAGCUUAAUAAGCUUAAUAAGGUUAAUAAGAUCAUGAAGUCUUUGUCAGAGGACUCUCAUUUGAUGCUACUGAGUAAGAUAUCAAAGAUUUCUUCGAUGAAUGUGGAACUAUCAACAGUGUUAACUUGUUGAAGGGACCAAAUGGAAACUCUAAGGGAAUUGCUUUUGUUAGAUUCUCAACUGAGGAUGCUUAAACUGCAGCUGUUGAUUACAGUGGCUCAGAACAUAUGGGAAGAACCAUAACUGUGGAAAAGACAAAACCAAGAGAUUAAAGACCAUAAUAAGGUGGUUAAUAAGGAGGAUCAGGUGACAGCACAACAUGCUUUGUUGGAAACUUAAGUUUCUAUGCUACUGAAGACUCUUUGUAUCCAGUUUUUGAAGACUGUGGAAAGAUUAAGGAAGUCAGAAUAGCUAAAGAUGCUGAAGGAAAGGUAUUAUUAUUGUAUUAAUGUUUUAGUCAAGAGGAUUUGGAUAUGUUGAAUUUUUCGAUAAUGAAUCAGCUUAAAAGGGACUCUCAAAGACAGGAACUGAUGUUGAAGGUAGAUCAAUCAGAGUUGAUCUUGCUAAUUCAUCAUAAAGAAGUGGUGGUGGUAACAGAGGUGAUAGAGGAGGCUUCGGAGGAAGAGGAGGCUUCGGUGGAAGAGGUGACAGAGGAAGUUUCGGAGGAGGUUUCGGAGGAAGAGGCCGUGGAGGUGAUAGAGGAGGCAGAGGAUUCUCAAGAGGAGGCCGAGGAAGAGGAGGAAAUUUAGAUGCUAAUGAUAUUGCUGCUAAAAAGGGAACUAUUGCUGGAUUUGCUGGAAAGAAAAUGGCUCUAUGAUA
Molecule: messenger RNA, 1664 nt
Organism: Paramecium pentaurelia
Lineage: Eukaryota; Ciliophora; Oligohymenophorea; Peniculida; Parameciidae
Source: the annotation of a GenBank genome assembly